Molecule: messenger RNA, 2666 nt
Organism: Metopolophium dirhodum (rose-grain aphid)
Lineage: Eukaryota; Metazoa; Arthropoda; Insecta; Hemiptera; Aphididae
Product: peroxidase-like
Exons: 13
Coding region: 108-2090 (660 amino acids)
Biological process (GO): response to oxidative stress
Molecular function (GO): peroxidase activity; heme binding
Source: RefSeq, a predicted model, not a curated record
UUAGGUGUCAGUAGUUAUGGUUGGUCUGGCUAUAGAUUCUGGAUGACGUGCCAAUGGUGCACGCAAUAGCCCUUUUUUGGAUUGUAAAUAAAUAGAUCUAAUUCAAAAUGGUAAACGAUAUUGCAUUAGAGACGUGGACAAAGAAUGGAGAAACAACAGGUCUGCUUCUCCAUAGAAACGAUGAGGACACGAAACCGCUGCAUGACUAUAGAAGUCAACUUUUUGUUAUUUUCGUAAUAUUUUCGGUUCUAAUGAUCACGUUCUCGAUAUCAGUUGUAGAUUUUUGGUCAGACAAUGACCAAUACGUCCAGUCACUGCACGCAAUCAUUAAAAGUAAAGAUCACGUCUUCAAUAUGAAAAACAGAGAGUAUUUCGACCAAUGUGCACCUAUUGUCUCGUGUGACUAUAGUGACAAAUACAGAACCAGCAAUGGGACGUGUAACAAUCCAAACAAUCCAAUUUGGGGUUCAUCGAACACCCCAUUCAUCAGACUUGUCGACGCACACUACAGCGAUGGGAUCUCCAAAUUACGCGCAUCAUCUGAUGGGAAACCAUUGCCGAGUGCUAGAGAAAUUCAAGUAAAGCUGUUUUUAAAUAAACAAAUAAGAAUCCCUGAUAAAAAUAACCAGCUAUUAAUGCAAUGGGGCCAGUUUGUCGCUCACGAUGUUUCUAAUUUAGCAAUUGAUACAAAUGGGGAAGAUUGUUGUGCAUAUAAAAAUCAACAUUGGGUUUCAAGAGCGUGCCAAGCUACUAUCACAAUACCAAUAGACGAUCCUAUAUACUCAAAGUACAACAUGACGUGCAUGAGAUUUACUCGAGCAAUGACAUCAAACAACUAUAGCUGUCCCUUACAACCAUUGACAUUUAUAGACGAUGCUUCACAUUUUAUUGACGGAUCUCAAAUUUAUGGUUCUAAUGAUUACGUUGUAUCGACACUGAGAUCAUUUACUGAGGGGAAGUUAAUUUCUGUUCUUGAUAACAACCAGGAGUUUUGUCCACAUUCGUCCUUUGAGUCUUCUGAUACAAACAAAUAUUUGUACCAGUCCGGAGACUCACGUGCAAAUUUGAACCUUGGUAUAGCACUUUUUCACAAUAUGUUUUUGAGAUUCCACAAUUUUGUAGCGUUUAAACUAAAAACUGAGAAUACUUGGUGGUCAGAUGAAAAGUUAUACCAAGAAUCUCGCAGAUUUGUUGGUGCAAUUAUCCAACAUAUUACAUACACACAAUUUUUACCAAUAAUCUUAGGCAAAAACUAUACGGAGGACGAAGUGCUUGGGGGUAACAAUAAAUAUGAUCCUACUGUGAACCCAUCAACUUCGCAAGAGUUUUCAACCGGCGCAUUUCGUGUACUCCACAAUAUUAUACCAGCUCAACAUAGAUUUAUUGAUUCGAAUUCCACAACUGUGCAAGUAGUCAAUGUUACAGACUGGAUGAACUGCCCGUAUCUCUUACAACAAGGUUCAAACUAUGAUCAUCUACUUCGAGGUUUAUUAAGUACAGAAGGACGCCUGAGUCAACCUUCAUACAAUUCUUUGAUUUCAAACUUAAUGUUUCAUUCAAAUAAUUCGAUUGGCGUGGAUCUCCUAUCGUACGAUAUCCAAAGAGGGCGCGAUACCGGUCUCCCUCCGUACAAUAAAAUGAGACAAUUAUGUGGAUUGCCUGUUGCUAAGUCAUUUAGCGAUUUGGUUGAUACUAUACCAAUAGAUGACAUUUAUGAUUUGGAGACACUUUACUCCACUGUGGACGACAUAGACUUCAUUGUCGGGGCUUUGUUAGAAACACCAGAGAACGAUGCUUUAGUUGGAAAUACCUCACGAUGUAUUAUUGGUGAUUUUUUCUAUAGAUCACGAGUUGGUGAUCGAUUUUUCUACGAUACCGAAGGGCAGUCUGGUCAAUUUUCCAAAUAUCAACUUGAAGUACUCAAAUCUAUUAAUCUGGAUCACAUUAUAUGCGCUACUUCGUCUGUUGAUAACUUACAAAAAGAUAUUUUCACGAAAGUUGACAAUGGAUGGUAUUCUUCAAUGAAGUGGAGUUGUAGUCAAAAAUAUAUGAUAGAUUUUAAACCAUGGAAAGUAAUAAGAAAUGAAUAAGAACUGAAACUGAAUAUGAACAAGAACUGUAUGAUUAAAGUUACGCUGAAAUCAAUCAUAAUUUCGUCAUGUAAUUUGUGUCUCUUAUUUCGUAUAUCUUCUAAUUCUAAACUCAGUAUAUAGUUACUACAAUAUUUGAAAAUAUGUAUUCUUGAUUUAUACAAACAUUGCAAUGUAUAAUUUAAUUAAAAAUCUAUUCAUAAUUUAGUAUUAUUAUACCUAGUCAUAAUUUAUUUCCUGUAGUUUUCAUAUUGCUUAUUCCUUCGUUUUAAUAUCUUAGUAAUAUUAUUUUUAUUUUCCAGUUAACAACAUUUCAGUAUAUCCUGUUAACAAGCACGAUAAAUUCUUUUUAGUUUUUACAAGUUUUUUUUUUUUUUUAUUCUCGGUUUUAUCAUCAUUUUGUAUAAUACGGGUUAUAUACCCCUAUAUACCUACUAUUAUAAGUAUCUAAUAAUCACGUAGAUAUCUGGUAAUUGGUACCUAAAUAGGUACACAAUAUAUAUCUUAAUAAUAUACACAACUGUUAUAUAACAGUAAAUUUAAGGAAUGUAAUUCUUAGUACGAAACAAUAAGAAC